ACUUUUCCUAACAUCCGGGCAAUACGAUAUGGAAAAUGGCGGCCGCUUGUAACGUUGUCCAACAAACAGAAGAAUCUGGGGAGGUGAAUGCUGAGUUGUUGGAAGCGCAUAUUGUGGCUCAAGCAAUAACAGAACUACAAGAAAUACAGGCACCAGCAACACAGACCUUGGUAACAGAGGGUGAUGAUGAAGGGUUGACAGGUGAAGUGGAAGGUGAUAUACAGGGUGUACCAGGACAAACUCAUGUCAUCUAUUACAUUGAAGAUGGUGCUAUAUCGAGGACAGAGGAUCGAACUUUGGUUGACUCCUCUGUGCAAGCAAAUGAUUAUGAAAUUGAAAGGAGAUCUGGCAAAUUGCCAGCUAGGAAGAGGGUUAUACCAUUCAAGUUCAGAGAUUACAAGAACAACUCCAAUGAUGAGGACAGUGACUCUGAUUAUGAUCCUCAUGAAUACUUGAGUAGUCGUCCUGCAAAAAAAGCCAAGGUAUCAAAGUCAGAAACACCUAUGUCUGGAGAAAGGAGUACAAAGACUAAUGUAGAUGGGAUAAGAAGAGCAGUGGGGCGUCCAAGGAAAAACUACUAUCCAUCACAAACUGACAGUCCAGCAUUACAAGAUGAAGUAAUUACAAAUGAAGUGGAAAAGAUGUAUCAAGAAGCUAUUCAGUUAACUCAUAAUGAGAUACUGGCUGGUCAGGCUCAAGGAACAACUGAGGAAAGUGAAACUGCACAGCCGGAGAAUGGAGAAGUAAAUGAUAGAGAAGAUUCAAGUAAUGUUACAGCACAGGAUAAAGACACAGGAAAUAUGGAGGUAAAAACGGAACAAGUCAGCGAAGAAAAUGAACCACCUAAAACUGUGGAGCACAGUCACAGAAUGACAACAAGAGGAAAAAGAGUGUCAGUCUAUGGUGCAGAAUUUGAGGGAGGAGCUUUCUUUGGACGUGGACGUGGAAGACCUAGGAUGUCUAAACUACCUUUCUACAAAUGUGCAGAGUGUGGCAAAACAUUCAAACAGAAAGGAAAUUUAAAAACUCAUCUGAGAUUACAUAUAGCUGGAACUGCAUUUCAUUGCACGGAAGAGGGAUGUGAUAAAUCAUACAGAUCUAAUGAGAGUUUGAGACGUCAUCUCCUGACUCACCAAGGUAUUAAACCAUUCCCGUGUGAUAUAUGUGAGCAGAGGUUCUCAAGCAAUGUUGCUCUCACGGAGCACAGAUCUCGACAUUCAGACGAGAGGCCAUACCAGUGCCCUCAUUGUCAGAAAUGUUUUCGCCAGAUUUCCUGUUUCAAGCGCCAUGUUGUGAUACACACAGGAAUGUUGCCAUAUUCUUGUAAUGUUUGUCAGAAGAAAUUUGCUCAGACAGCAUACCUCAAGUCUCAUAUGAAAGUGCACACAGGAGAAAAGCCAUACCAAUGUACAGUGUGUUUUAAGAGGUUUGCCCACCAGUCUGACGUGAAGAGACACAGUACAACACAUACAGGAGAAAAGCGAUAUUCUUGCAGUAAGUGUCAAGCCAAGUUCAGUGAUGUGUCCAGUAAAAAUCGUCAUGAACGAGAACAUGAAAACAACAAGCGAUACACAUGCACAUUGUGUAAUGACACUUUUAAACGUCCCGGACAGUUACGGUCUCAUCUCAGCAAAAAACAUUCCCUUGCUUUUGCUGUAACUGUUGAAAAAGACAACAAUAAUGGAAUGUUUGCCUUUAAUAGUCUAAAAGUUGGGGAAGACGGGGAAUCAAACUUGAACAAUUUGUCUCAGCAGAGGAUAGUGUCACUCAUCAAGAAUCUGCAUUCAAAAGCUAUACCAAAUGAGGGAAUUAUUGAAAAUGUACAGUUAAGUGGAGCAGAAAUAGUGAAUCAAUCAGCAGAAAAUGUAACAGAUAUAAGUCAACUAGAGAAAGAAGUAGAUGCCAGUAUAAUAGAAGGGGAUAUUCAGGUUCCUAUAGAACUACAAGGUGUUGAGAUACAAGGAGAUGGUAGUGGGCAAACAUUUAUAGCAAUCACAGACUUGGCUGAUUCUCUUGGUGUAGCUGAGAAGGAUUUAUCUGGUGGACAGAUGAGGUACAGGGUUCUAUAUGAAAUAGAUGAUAAUGGUGAACAGAAGCAAAUCCUGGUUCCCUUUAACCAGACUGAGGAGGAGGAGGAGAGUAUUCAAGUAGAAUACAGUACAGAAUCUAUGGUUCCUGGUUGUGUCUCUGAAGAAACCACGGCCACUGAAACAAUUAUUGAAACAAUUGACUCAAUCCAAGAAAUCAAUGCACGCUCUGAUGCCAAUGAAAACUCUGAUAUGAAAUUAGAAUUUUUUGUGGAAAAACAGCAGAAGGAAGUACCAGAUAGCACAGAAACUACAGAUGUUAUUGAUACAGCUGGGAAUCAAAAAGAGGAUGUUCAAGUGACAGUAGCGAGUGGUAUAGAUUAUGUUAAUAGUCCUGAUUUCUCCAAACAGGAGUACUAUAAUUGGUUGACUAAUUUCACGGAAUGCUGUAAAGUAGUUCCAAUGCCGCUAGAUGUGUCAUUAUUCCAAAAGAUUUCUCAGGUUCACAAAACAUUGUCAGAUGUGAUGGCAACACCUUGUGGAGUUGUAGCAGAUAAAGAAAACUUCCGCGUGUUAAUGAAUAUCUCUAAAGAAUUAAGUACAAUCAUUAAUGAACAUUUGGUAUAUGUACUGGAGAAUUUAAAAGGUAACGAAAAGCAAGUUGAAGGCUGUGAAAUUGUGGAAAAUGAAUAACCGAAAAAAUUGUAUUGAAACAUAAACUGAUGAUAAAAUAGAUUAUCAGUCUUUUCCUAGCCAUUGUGGGGAAAAGUACAUGUAUCUUUAUCUCACAAACCUGUGAGUAAUUAAUAUUUAUUUUCAUAUUGAGUUAACAUUCUUGUCCAGUCAUUUUCUGAAAUGACUCUUCAAAUGGGGGUUAUAUGAAUAUAUGUUUAACUGAACAAAAAAAAAUGAUGGAGUACUUAUUUCAUCUCCAAGUUGUAACAAAUGUUUAGCUAAGUUAUGUAUUUUGUAUGAAAUCUUCCUCUUCAGUACUCAAUUUAUUGAAUGAAACAAGAUAUUGCUCACAAAAUAUGAUUUUUAUUCAACCUGUUCAAUAAAUUAUUCGGUUCAAACCCCAUCAGGGACAAGCUGUUGUUUCCUUGAUCACAAAAUUUUACACUCAUUGCUAAGUAAAUGUUGAUUUGAGUGUUUCAAUAAACUUUUAGCUUCCAACACAAACUAAAAAAAAAUUGUUUAUACUAAUUAUUAAACAUAGACUUGUUCAAUUUUCUUUAUAUACUAGAUAUUAAGGACAUGUUGUAAUUGCAACUUUGUUUCUCGUACUCUUAAGACUUUGCUAUAAUCCUGGUAUUUCUUAUGCUCACAUAUUUGUUUACAGAAUAGCAUGUGUUAAAUUAUUUAAAUGUUGACAUGAAUUAGGAUUUCUAAAUUAUUAAAAUGUGCAAAAUUUG
Messenger RNA from Ruditapes philippinarum (Manila clam), 3439 nucleotides. Its product is annotated as zinc finger and BTB domain-containing protein 24-like. Gene Ontology annotation, molecular function: RNA polymerase II cis-regulatory region sequence-specific DNA binding; DNA-binding transcription factor activity, RNA polymerase II-specific. NCBI's taxonomy places the organism in Eukaryota, Metazoa, Mollusca, Bivalvia, Venerida, Veneridae. The coding region runs from base 36 to 2720 and encodes 894 amino acids. The record is from RefSeq and is a predicted model, not a curated record. Gene Ontology annotation, biological process: regulation of DNA-templated transcription. The transcript is spliced from 12 exons.